AUAGACUUGUGUUUUUCCAGUUUCGAUAUUAUGUGUUAGUACAAAAGUCAAAAAGUUUAAUUUCAAUAUUUUCAGUUUUACAAGAGAAUCAAAUAUUCGAAGAGGUAGUGAAACAGAGUUAUCUUUUAAAACAAUCAGAUGAGUGUCACAUUGAAAAGUUAUGUUCACGACUUUCCCGUGCUGGAAGUUUAUCCUCGUAUAUACUACUUCUACAGACGGUUUAGAGAUCUACUUACCAGAUACAAACGAGUUGAAGAUGCACUACCAAAGCGUUUUCACGAUGCGUUGUUGAUGUCUGGGCUGGACCAAUUGAAAGAAAGUCUGGAACGCGGUGUUAGGGUGUACGUGAUAGGGCAGCAUGAUAUCGAUGGCAGUAAGCUGGUGUUCACUAGCCCGGGUCACAGAAAUCAAAAAGAAACAACCACAGAACCACGCAUUUCAGUAGUUGUGUGGCACACCAGCCUUGUACAUUUGGAAGAGAAAGAAUUACAGGGCAUGCUAACUUCUUUUAAAAUUGUUAGCGCAUAUACGAAAAGGCUAGGAUUGAACAGUAAUAUUUUCAUCAAGUGUGACGUAAGCCAACAGUACUCAAAGGAACAAAUUACUGAAAUCCAAAACACCAUAUUUGCUGCACUUUGCGACGAUACGUCAAAGAAUCGUUUUCAUCCAAAAGACAUUUUAAUCGACUGUGGUGAUUGUGACCUGAACACAUCGAUUUCCGACAAGCUAGAGAAAUUUGUUGCUGAUGGUUUCUCGAAUAUAUACUCCAAUCUGAAGAGGUUCGAGUAUGUAACCAGUGAAAGUGGUUUAGAGAACACGAAUGUACUGGAGAUCGACACAGUAGCUAUUUCUAUAAAGGAGUUUCUUCGAAAUGCUCGUAAUAAUAUAGAAGUAAAUAAAACGUUGACUGAAGAAACAGAAGAAACGGCAAGUGGUAAGAUUCUUCAAUAUCUGCUCCAUUCUUUGUGUCGUGUGAUCAAAUGCACACUAGUGAAACCCUUAGCAAAGAAGAUCGGACUGAAGACGUGGAUAUGCAAUGGUCUGCUGCAUGAGAUACAAUUCGAAGAAGCUUUGGCCGAAGCUGUCUCAAAAAAUACACGACAUCAUCUAAGGAAACUGGCAUCAUCUACGUAUAAAGCUAGACGCGAUGGAAUCAGAUACACCCGGAAAUGUAACAAAUUCGAAUUCAUUUGUUUCCCUCUACAAACAGAAAUGAAGCCUGUCGUUGAAAGAGCUGAAAAGAAACUUCUUUCAAUGCAGCGUAUUUCAAAGGUUAUCCGGAGAAUGGCAUUCGAAACAUACGGCUACUUGAGACAGACAAAUAUUGACAGUCCUGAGCAAACUAUCCAUCAGCCUGCGAAGCUACCUGACGUACUUAGAAAGGACUUAUUACAUAUUCCAGGGGUGUAUGGUUUAGGUACCAUAUACGGUGAGCUUGAGAUUCAUCUAGAUAAAGAAACAGUGAAAACCUCGACAGAUUCUUCUAGCGGUACAGAUGAACUACAAUCUAAAUCAAAAAAUGAUGCAGACGCAAAACACCAGGAACUACAAUCUAAAUCAAAAGAUGAUGCAGACGCAAAACAACAGGAACUACAUUCUAAAUCAAAAGAUGAUGCAGACGAAAAACAUCAGACCUCUUCAGAAAAGUUGGACAUAAAACAAUCAAUAAGAUUGAAGUCAGAAAUUGCUAAAACGUUGCAGAAACAUCAGUAUCGCGGUCGAUAUUCUGUCAAAUAUGUCCAAAAUAAACCUGGAGAAGUAGCUGCUAAUUACGAGCCUGGUGAUAAAUUGAUUCACCAAGGAAGAAAGGGAUUUGGGACUCUUGGAGGAUUUAUCUUUAGUAAAGAUGGAAAGCUCCACGGUCUUACAUGUGGACAUGUUGUCGGCGAUGAUAUGGACAUCUAUAUAGAUAAAACCAUACGAGAGCUAUUAAGCUGUUGUUCCAAAGUAGUCAAUCACGGAAAUGGAGAACUUAAAUAUAUAGAUAUUGCAGCUUUAGAGAUACACCCGUCCUUGCAAUCUGAAUGUAAAAGAUCUUUAGAAAGAAGUUCUGACCGCAUAACAAAAGUAAAACUGGCUGAAGACCAUCCGGAAAAAAUGAUCGGAAAUACUGUUUACAAGUAUGGAGCAGCAACUGGCAGAACCACGGGUUUUAUCGUGUCGAUUGACUACAGCGUGUUAGGUAUGGAUACUAAAGACUAUUUAGUCAUGAUAGAUACAGUCCCUGACAUUCCAAGUGGUUUCAGCGAAGACUUCAGUUCUCUGAUCUCUAAGGAGAACGAUCAUCAAGAUGGAAAUACUACGGCUAUGGAAACUGAUAAUACAACUAUGAAUGAAACAUCAUACGAUGAGGCACACAGUGAUGCAGAUGCUGAUGAAGAGAAAAUGGACAUAGAGUUUUGUUCAAGUCCAUCACAAAUCAACUAUGAUAACAGUUCAUUAGAGCCAGGUUGUUCCGGAAACAAAAAGAUUAAAUUGGAUGACCGAAAAUCAUCUAAAAUGAAAUACAGUGAGGGCAAUAAUACGCUUGUCCAAAAGAACGAAAAUUCUGAAAUUGAAGGAGGAAGUUUUCUACAGGUUAGAGGUACAAACGGUGCUGAUGAGGAACGAAUAAAAGGCAUACAUUUAUCUCUUCGUGAAAAUGUAAAUAACCGACUUGGAAGUGACGCAAUUUUCCGUCAUCCUCUCGUAUAUGUUCUACGUAAUACUAGCAAUCUGGGACCUACUUCAUUGGAUUCAACCGAAUGUGAAACACCCGAUGAAGUGUUUGCAAAGAGAGGAGACAGUGGCUCAAUUAUAUGUAUACCCGAACCAACUCAUAACAAACUUGAUUGUGUAGCUUUGUCGAUGCUUUUUGCUGGUGACUUUAAGACUGAUGGUGAUGAAAGUCUGAAAUGCUUGUCAUUCAAAUUGAAUGUAGGCUUGCAUACGCUGAUGCAAAGACAUCAAUUGGACUUUUGAUUGUUAACAAUAAGAUACAGGAUAUGUCGUAAUUAAACGUUACGGCAUAUCAUCAAUGGUUAUUCAUUGAAAUACAUGUCUAACAGCCUUACCAUGUUUUUGAAGCUAACAGAAACAGAUACUUGUAUCAUUAAAGAAAAAAAUAAAUGAGAGAAAAAGUUCUUCGACUGACACAUUGUAAAUGUAUGAUAAUAAUAUACAAAGUGAGCUAGUUCUUGGGGAAAAAAUGAUUUGUUAAAUCCGUUCUCUAGGAGCUUAUAAAAAAGGCUCUAUAAGUAAAUAUGAAAAUUGCAAUCAAAACUUAAAGGGAGACAAUAAAUUUGAAAAUUUAAAAUAGAUAUUAUUUUUAGGAAUAUGCGAGUCAAAAUACAAAUGAUUCAGUGCAUUAAGGUCAUAAAUAUAUAUAUUAAGUGAUAACAUUGAGCCAAUGUAUGAUUUAUUCCAAUUGUAUUUUCAAUUUUAAAGGCGGGUAUAACUAUGUAUAAAGCAGAAGUUCAGGAGUAUAUAUGACGAAUUAAUCCAUUGUUUACAUUUACAGAUGCGAAUUAACUGAAAUCAUGGGGUUGUUUAUCUUCAAUAUGUUUUGUUCCGCUGUAUCAUAUCAUGUGUUAUAUGAUUUUAAGGUAUUAGAUCACUUAUAGUAAUGUUUACAAAAUUGCUUUUGCUUGGUAUAUUCUGAAAGGUAACCGUGAUUUGCACUAUUUUGCAAUUUCUAAACAACUUUUACCGUGCCGUUUUUUUAUAUAAAUUUUGUAUAACUUGUGGUAUCUCCUCAAGCUCAAGUAGAGGCAAAUUUCAAAGUGAUAGCCACUAUCCAAAACGUUUGCAGAGAACUCAUUUUACCAUUAAUUUUGAUAAAAGAAACAUCAAACUAUUGGUAAACAAUUAUAAAACACAAAAUAAAAAUGUCAAUAUCAUAAUUUUUCUAUGGUGCCUCAAGUAAACGGAUUUAAUGAGACAGAAUUCAUACUUCAACAUUGAAAAAAUAAGGUCAAAUGCUGUGUUUCUGUUUUGAAUUUUGCUUACUCCAUUUAAAAACAACCUUAGGGCAGACGUUAAACCUACCUAAAUUUCUUCCACAAUAUAUAAUCUAAGAGAGAAAGCAAAAUAGAUAACUUUCACCGCGUGUAACUCAAUAUUUUUAAAGGUGUGUAACUCUACCCCUUCUGUUUCGGUAGUAAAUUCACUUUGAACACCAAGAAAUCGCUUAUAAGAUUCAUCUUUUUCCAUUUUUGUACACGAAAUCAAUAAUAAAUCUUGAAAGAAGUAAAAACUUACUAGAAAAAGAGAAAAUAAGGGAAAAAAUUGGUUCCAGAAGGCUUGAACCUACGCCCCCCUAAGAAUUGCAGUAAAAGUAGGUUUAUGAUAGGAAUUGAAUACGCUUCAAAAAGGAGGUUCUCUUUUAGUGAUCUAAUACCUUAAAUUGUUGAUAUACCGUGCCAUUGUUAUAAAUGUAUUCACACAUUUUGCCCAUUUAGUGGCGCUAUAUAUUAAGGGACAGUUGUUUGAAUUACAAAGUUAAUCAAGAGAUCAAUCUUUUCCAAUGUUUAAUUUGUUUUGAUAGCUUAAAAAGAGAAGAAGCCAUUAGCUCUCUCCUUAUACAAAGUUUCUCAAUACAACACUUUUGCAAUCAGUAUGUUGAUAUCUUGGAUACAGUGCUAAAAUUGACCCAAUUUUUUACAAAACCUUCUAUGGUACAUAAUUGUACCGAAAUAUAUUUUAAUUAUAAUUAUCAUAUAUAUAAUGUACAAUUAGUAUUAAAGAUGGACAAUCAUAUUUUAGCAACAUCAUAUGACAUAUUUCAGUUUUUUUAUAUAUCCUGUUAGAGAUUUAUUUAAGCUCCAAAAAAACUAUUAUAUAUAGUUAGAUCCCUAUUGGAAUACAUAUUUUAUUAAUUUUAAUGAAAUUAUGUAAUUAUCUUCCUUUGAUACAUGGGUUUUCAAAAAGGUUUCUUUUUUUUUUCAAUAUAAUUUCCAUUUUUACAUUUGCAUUAGAUGGAUAUUUGGGUAAAUUAACUACCUGAUACAAAAGGCAAGUUUUAAAAGAGAAAUCAUCUAUUUUCAAUCUAUCUUGGUUGCGCAACCAAGAUACACAAAGGGAGGUAAUAAUAUUUUUAUAAACCUGUUUGUCUGAUGAAUUUUGGCAAAAUAUAUACCUGUCCAUGCAACUUUUUGACAACUUUAAUUAAAAAAUGCUUAUAUUCAUAUUAUUCAUUCGGCAAAAUAUGUUCGUUGAAUUCAUAUGUAUGCUGAAACUAACGCUUGGUUGGGCAACUAGGAUACGAAAAUUAAAUUUUGAAAAUACUUUCAGUAAAAAUCUGGCGUGUAUUAAGAACUUGGUAAACACAAUUAAGUGUAAACUAACAGUAAGUAAAGUUUCGAACAAAUCCUUUGGUGGGUCAAAAUCUGAUUAACCACCUUUAACGUUUCUUAGUCUCUUUUCAGCAAGGCUUAAGAGCCUCUUUUAGAAUUUAUUUUAUGAUAUGAAACGGGAUUUUUGUCACUUCCUAUCAAAAACAACAUUUUAACACGGUGUAAUCUGUUUUCAUCUCAUCGUCUUUGUAUCUUAACCAGUAGGCUGAAUCAGCCUGUUAGAACACCUAUAAAUAUUCAUAUACACUAUUAUAUUAUACAUGUAUAUAUCUAUAGAACCAAAAAGAACGUUGAUUUUCGUAUGAACAACAUCAGCGCCACAAUAUCAAACGGUGACCCUUCCUGUCAGAUUGCGCGUACAGUCUCACUGCGUUUACGAAGCAACAGAACCAAAACGGGUCCAUUCGAAAGGUGUCAAAAGUGCAAACAUCUUUAAAGACAGCUGUUUUAUCUGUCAUUAACCUAAGAUUUAAAGCAUUAUCAAAUGGAUCUUUAAGAAAAUAUGAAUAUUAUUUUAAUAUGAAUAUUAUGCACACGAUUGGCAUACUUAAACGUAAGGAAAAACAGCUCAUUAUAGGUUUCGUGUUGUAUUAUACGAAUAUGAUCAUUUGUUUAUUGUUGAUCGCGGCCGAUGAGGCCGCGAUCAUAUUGAAUAGGACAAGUAUUUGCACGCUGGGGAAAAUAUUUCAUGAUGGACCUGUCAAUUCUUUACUUGUGGAUGAAACAGGUCUCAUAAGCGUAAAUACGACUAGCUUCUACUGAUUAUAAAACAUACCGUACGAUUUGUUGUGAAUUAACUGUUGUUGUACUUUUAGUAGUUUAACCGCCACCCUUGUUUAAGAGCAACAUUUAAAAACACGUUUGUUUCAUCCUCAAGUAAUAAGUACUAAGUAGACUCGCCCAGUUUAAUCAAUCUAGAUGCAUAAUCUAACUGUUAUAUAUAGAGCGCUUACUUCACCCGAUUUACAUUCGGAACAUUUUCACGCGUUUCGGGCUUUAUCGUAUGUUUAACAUGGGAUUUUUGAAC
This is a messenger RNA of Mercenaria mercenaria, 6360 nucleotides long. RefSeq lists its product as uncharacterized. The record is from RefSeq and is a predicted model, not a curated record. The transcript is spliced from 5 exons. The coding region runs from base 139 to 2961 and encodes 940 amino acids. NCBI's taxonomy places the organism in Eukaryota, Metazoa, Mollusca, Bivalvia, Venerida, Veneridae.